Messenger RNA from Pimephales promelas (fathead minnow), 2366 nucleotides. It is a transcript of the gene irf3, whose product is annotated as interferon regulatory factor 3. Gene Ontology annotation, cellular component: nucleus. Gene Ontology annotation, molecular function: protein binding; DNA-binding transcription factor activity, RNA polymerase II-specific; RNA polymerase II cis-regulatory region sequence-specific DNA binding. Lineage: Eukaryota; Metazoa; Chordata; Actinopteri; Cypriniformes; Leuciscidae. The record is from RefSeq and is a predicted model, not a curated record. Gene Ontology annotation, biological process: immune system process; regulation of transcription by RNA polymerase II.
ACGUGUACAAUGACGUUAAAAUGGAAAAUCGAAACUGACAUGGAUUUCCCGAGUAAUGUUCAACACCUGAUCUCAAGGGACAAUAAAGUGUUCAAGGUUUGAAUAAAGUCCGGUAUUAACGCAGAACUGUCAAGCGAGUCUGUCUCAUAGUCGUGAUAUCUGAAGAGCUCGCUGAAAAACACAACAGGCCACAGCACACACACUGUCGAUGUAACCUUACACGGCACAUUGAUGGUUUAGUUUGGUUUAGUCUGUGUGCAUCAUUCAUCAUGACCCAACCAAAGCCGCUCUUCGUUCCCUGGCUGUACCAAAAAAUAGAGAGUGGAAGUUAUCCUGGAGUGUGUUGGACCAGUAAAGAACUUCAGCAGUUUAGCAUUCCUUGGAAGCAUGCUUUGAGACAGGACAAAAACAGUGAUGAUGUCCUCAUAUUCAAGGCAUGGGCUCAGACCAGCGCUUCUGGAGACAGGAUAAAUGGAGAUCCCUCUAUUUGGAAGAGGAACUUCCGAAGCGCUCUUCGUGCCAAAGGCUUCAAGAUGGUACUUGACAACAAGAAUGACACUGCGGAUCCGCAUAAAGUGUAUCAGUUUCCGUCUGAUUGUCUUUCUGCAGGAUCGGAAGGGUCUCAAGAGACUGAUUUUUCUCCAGAACUAUAUUUGGACGAGGAAAGCGUGUUCUCUAAAAACCCAUCCCAAGGUUUAGAGGGACAAUUAACUGGACUAAACCUUCAUGAAAGUCCCUCCCGAGUUUGGAAUUCAGAGCAGUUAUACUUGGGACAACAACUCUUCCAAACAUUGGAUCCAUGUUCAGAACCCCAGUUUACUGGGAUGGCCCAUUUUCAAAGAGUGGACCCCCCCGGAGCCUUCUCUUCAGCUGGGGGUGCGGUUGGUGGCUUGGGGCAGAUUUCACCAACUGAUGCAGCGACGGCGGUGAAUCCUCAUUCUCCAGAAUAUCAGCAGCCGGCUGCAUGUCCACCACAUGCUGAAGGAAAUCAGGAUGCCAUUCCUGAACCCAAACUGGAGACAUGUUUUCGGAUUAAGGUGUAUUACAAAGGGAAGAUGGUGUUAGACAAGCUGGUGGAGGAUUCUGGAUUCAGACUGAUGUAUCAGGAAAACAUUGACGAGUCCAGAGCUGACCUACCAGUGGUGAGGCUGCCUCCUCCUCCAGAUGAUAUCCCAGAUCAGAACCAGAUCAGGCUUACGAACGAUAUCCUGAAUAAUCUGGGCGGUCUGGAGGUCAGGAGAUCGGAUGCUGUGGUUUAUGGCCACCGCUGGGGAAACACCAGGAUCUAUUGGGGUUUGUGCAAACAUGAAAAAAGCCCAACAACCAGAGAGCUCGCCAAGAACACGCCUGACCCCAUCUUCUUCUUCAAAAAUUAUAUUUCAGGUUUGAUGGAGUUUAUGGAGACAAGCAGGGAAUCUCCCUCUUAUACUCUUUACUUCUUUCUGGGAGAGAAGUGGCCGGACCCCAAAAUGAAACCGUGGGAGAAGAAACUCGUCAUGAUAGAGGUUAUUCUGACUUCACUGGAGGGUUUGAACACGUUGGCUGUUUCACGUGGGGCGUCUUCACUGCAGUCAGUGGAGCUACAACUCUCUCUGGAGCUAAUGAUGGAGUUGUGUUAGAAAGAUCGCCUCUGUCCAAGUGAAAAGGCUUGACUCUAUUCUUAUUUCGGAUUAAUUUAAAUGACUUAUUAAAGUGCCCCUAUUAUGCUAUUUUGAAGCCUUCUAAUGUUGUUUUGGAGUUUCCUACAAUAGGCUUACAUGCAUCCUAUGUCAAUCUAAUAUACUGUAUAUUACACAUCACCUCAUUUCUCAGAGAGUCUGAAACUAUUCGUUGGAAGAUUCAGUCUCUCUAAACUCCCUAAAUUACGGUGUUUUAGGGCAGGUCAAAGCAGAACUGGCAGAAAUUCCCCCCUCUAUGUGAAGCGCUUUGAGUGUCCAGAAAGGCGCUAUAUAAAUGUAAUGAAUUAUUAUUAUUAUUAUUGUUUCUGCAGGUCAGAAUCGAUUCUUUCUUUUAGGAGAUAUUAACUUUAUUUGUGGUGCACUUUGACCUUAACCUAGAAAUCUAGACGCAUCCUAGUGGCAGCAAAAAACAUUUUGCAGCCAGUGUGGUCUAGCAACUCUCCAUAGACGUUUAAGCUGGAAAAACAAACUCUGGUCAGGCCAAUCACAUCGUGUAUAGAGUUGGCGGGCGGGACAGAGUUGCGACGGUUCACUCGAUCCUCGGAUUCUGCGCCGCGCCCACUGUUACAAAAAAGCUGUGGCGAAACGAUCAACAAUCACAUGAAGUAGGGUGUGUAUGACACGCCAAUUCGUAUUUCCAUUUUUGGCGUGCUAUCAGACUCGCUUUUCAGCGUGUUUAUGAACGCC